This is a messenger RNA of Plectropomus leopardus (leopard coralgrouper), 6231 nucleotides long. It is a transcript of the gene znf423, whose product is annotated as zinc finger protein 423. The record is from RefSeq and is a predicted model, not a curated record. Gene Ontology annotation, cellular component: nucleus. Gene Ontology annotation, biological process: regulation of transcription by RNA polymerase II. NCBI's taxonomy places the organism in Eukaryota, Metazoa, Chordata, Actinopteri, Perciformes, Serranidae. Gene Ontology annotation, molecular function: DNA-binding transcription activator activity, RNA polymerase II-specific; RNA polymerase II cis-regulatory region sequence-specific DNA binding.
GCCGAGCUGCUCCCUGCGGGAUCAGAGCGCUCCCCCGCCGGGACCCUUCUCUCACAUCCCCCUGCUGGGACGCGGCUACAUUUCCAGCCAAGCACUGCCUGCCUUGGCUUUAUUAUGUGUGUCUGCGCCGCAGCCCCGCCAGCAGAGGCAGGCAGAGGAGGAGGAGGGAGACUGGUAGCCAGAGUCAGGACAAAGAAAAAGCAGGGAGACAGAGGCUAGCGAAGGGUUAGACUGGGAGAAAUAUUAGGCUGCUAUUAAUACUGCCGGUAGAGCUUUGAGAAAUAUUAACAAAAAAAGAGAGGUUGUAAAAGCAGUAUUCCCCUCGGGGUGGAGAUGCUGGGGAAGAGCGCAGUGUCCAUGCCACCACCAGACCACCACCACAGCCUAGUGUAGAUUAACGGGACGGAACACGGCAGGCUGCUCGGUUCGGGUCGGUGCCGCUUUCCUGGAGGAAAAACCAAACCAAAACAGACUGAAAUAGUUUCGAUAAACUAAAAAAAAAAAAAAAAAAAAAAAAAAAAACAGCGAACAGCGCGAGGGAAGAAGCCACGUUUCAAUUUUUGAGAGCAAUUUUCUCCGUCGCCUCUCUUCACCUGGACCGUCACGUAUAACUGCUGCUGCUGCUGCUGCUGUGGCACCGACACCUCACACUCGGACUGUCACUUCUCCCCCAAAACCGCCGCGCGGGACCUUGCUCAGGUGUUUGCCGCGCGCGUGGCUGGCAGCUCGCGCCCCGGUGGAAGAAGUCGGAGCGGCACGAGCGCACGGGCUGCACCGGAGAAAGCAAAUAAACGCGCGCGUUCAAAAAAAGGCAGAAAAGAGCGAGACGUCGGAGCACGUUGUAACGGAGAGGACGGGAAGUUGUUCCCGUUUAUGCUACAGGUUGCGCGAGCCCGAGCGACUGCCGAAGGAGGAAAACGCAUCGGAGUGUCGCCUCCAAGCUCCCGGUGUGUGCGUGCGUGUGUGUGUGUGUGUUUGGUUUGUUGUCGUUGGACUAACGGCCGUUUCCCCCAAAUCAGAGACUGAAGCUGCCGCAUUGCAACAGGCAAAGAAGCAGCAGCGAAGUGGUGGAAGGAGGAGGAAAGACGAGCCGACUGUGUCCGCCUGCAUGGUUAGCUGAAAACACGGAACGGAACAAAAACAAUUAGAGAAUAACAUUAUUUUUUAAGAAAAAGAAGCAGCUCGACACCAGAGAUGUCUAGACGAAAACAGGCCAAACCGCGCUCCGUUAAAGCGGUAGAAGAAGGGGAGUCUUCAGAGUGCGGAGGGACCUGGGAUGAAUCAACUGUCCAGACAGAGGUCCCGGCGUCUGACCGAGAGGCAGAGCCCAAAGAAGGUCAGGGGGCGGGCGGUGAGGAUGGAGAACAAGAGGAGCACGAUGAGCGCGAUGACCGAGAUCAUGACGAUGAACUCGAUGACGAGUCCAUGUUCACCUGUGACAACUGUCAACAGGACUUUGACUGUCUGGCUGAGCUCACUGAACACAGAACCAACCACUGCCCAGCUGAUGGUGAUGAUGACCCAGCAGGGCUGUCCUGGGUGCCUUCCUCGCCCUCCAGUAAAGACGUGGCAUCGCCCUCGCAAAUGCCCGAUGGCUGCUGCGACCUCGGCAUGGCCACCGGCGGCGAGGAGGAAGGAGGCGCCGGGCUGCCGUACCCCUGCCAGUUCUGUGACAAGUCCUUCAGCCGCCUGAGCUACCUGAAGCGCCACGAGCAGAUCCACAGCGACAAGCUGCCGUUUAAGUGUACCUUCUGCAGCCGUCUGUUCAAACACAAGAGGAGCAGAGACCGCCAUGUCAAACUCCACACAGGAGAUAAGAAGUACAGUUGUCAGGAGUGUGAAGCUGCAUUCUCCCGCUCUGAUCACCUGAAGAUCCAUCUGAAGACACACAGCUCCAGCAAACCUUUUAAGUGCAGUGUGUGCAAGCGUGGCUUUUCCUCCACCUCAUCACUGCAGAGCCACAUGCAGGCUCACCGCAAGAACCGAGAGCACCUCGCACUGAGGAGCGAGAGGGAUGGAGGGAAGAAGGGAGACGGUGACCUGGAGCAAGACCUGUUUAUGUGUGAUUACUGCGAGGAGACGUUCAGUCAGACAGACGAACUGGAGAAACACGUCCUGACCAGACACCCCCAGCUGUCCGACCGAGCCGACCUGCAAUGCAUCCACUGUCCUGAGAUCUUUCUGGACGAGGCCUCUCUCCUUACGCAUAUUGAAACACAGCACGCCAACCGCAAACACAAAUGUCCUGUUUGUUCAGAACAGUUCCCAUCUGUGGAGGAUGUCUACUGCCACCUCGACAGCCAUCGCCAGCCUGACUCGUCCAAUCACAGCGCUGCCAGUCCUGACCCCGCGCUGGGCAGUGUGGCCUCAAUGAGCUCAGCCACUCCAGAUUCAAGUGCCAGUCUUGAGAGAGGCUCCACACCGGACUCUACUCUAAAGCCCAUCCAGGGCAUCGAACGGGGCCGCAGAAGAGGCACCGACACUGGGGAAGAGAUCGGGAUAAGUCUGGGUCAUCAAGGUGGAGGUGGAGGAGGGAACUGGGGUAAAGUGACGUACUCUUGCCCUUACUGCUCGAAGAGAGACUUCCACAGCUUGGCGGUUUUGGAGAUCCAUUUGAAGACCAUCCACGCAGAUAAGCCACAGCAGAGCCACACAUGUCAUCUCUGCCUGGACACCCUGCCGACGCUCUACAACCUCAACGAACACGUGCGCAAAGCUCACCGUGCCAGUGGAGGAAACGUGGGCUCGGCACCAGCAGCGUUUCCCCUGCUGCAGUUCACCAACGUCACAGCGUUCCACUGUAACUACUGCCCAGACAUGUUUGGAGACAUCAACUCUUUGCAAGAACACAUCAGAGUGUCGCACUGCCUGCCCGGUGGGAUCGUGGCGGGGUCCACCACAUUAGAGGGGAAUCAUGCCUUCUUCUGCAACCAGUGCUCCAUGGGAUUCUUGACGGAGUCGUCGUUGACUGAACACAUUCAGCAGACGCACUGCACCUCCGCCGCAGGGGGUGGAGCUGCAUCUGGAGGAGCGGUGGCCAAACUGGAGUCUCCUGUACUACAGGCUGCAUCGCAGUCCUUCAUGGAGGUUUACUCCUGCCCUUACUGCACCAACUCUCCUAUCUUCGGCUCACUCCUCAAGCUCACCAAGCACAUAAAGGAGAACCACAAGAACAUCCCGUUGGCUAACAACAAACGGCAGGCAAAGGUAGCAGACCUAAGCCCCGCCUCCUCCGACGUAGAGAUCUCCUCCCCGAAACGACACAGACUCGGAGGGGACUCCACCCCCUCCAUGGGGAGCAACGGGGACUACCCGUGCAACCAGUGCGACCUGCGAUUCUCCAGCUUUGAGGGUUUCCAGGUCCACCUCAAGUCACACCUGGAGAUGCUGCUGAGGCGCCAGUCCUGCCCUCAGUGCAACAAGGAGGACUUUGAAUCCCAGGAGGCAUUGCUGCAACACCUGACAGUGCACUACACCACCACGUCGACGCAGUAUGUGUGCGAGAGCUGCGAUAAGCAGUUUUCCUCAGUGGACGACCUGCAGAAACACCUGCUGGACAUGCACACCUUUGUCCUGUACCACUGCACUCUCUGCCAGGAGGUCUUUGACUCCAAGGUGUCCAUACAGGUGCAUUUGGCAGUGAAGCAUAGCAAUGAGAAGAAGCUGUUUCGCUGCACAGCCUGUGCCUGGGACUUCAGGAAGGAGACAGAUCUUCAGAUCCAUGUGAAACAUAACCACCUGGGCCAGAGGUCAGGCCUCCCAGGGGGGCUCGGAGCAGGACUCAAGCCCCGGAAGUGCAUCUUCUGUGGAGAGACAUUUGGUACCGAGGUGGAGCUCCAAUGCCACAUCACCACACACAGCAAGAAGUUCACGUGUCGCUUCUGCGGCAAAGCUUUCCAAGCCAUCUCGCUGCUAGAAAGACACCUGAGGGAGAAGCACUGCAUCUUUGAUGGUGGCAACAUCACUGGGAAUGGAAGUGGUGCAGGGAGCGGUGGCAGUCAAAAUGGGACGCCCAAUGGGCUGGCGCAGUCCUCCAAGCGAGGAACAGGAAGCGGUGGCAAUGGAGGCACCGGAAGCGUCGAAAGAGCAACAGUGGCGGCGGCUGAACAGGCCGACCUGCAGAACAUGUUGCUGAAGAGCGCAGUUGUGGGAGGAGGAGCCGCACAGGGAGGAGAUACAGCCAACAGCCAUGAGGCAAGCGGAGGGGAGGAGGAGCUGGACAAUUCAGAGCCCAUGUACGCCUGUGAUAUCUGCGGAGCGGCCUACACCAUGGAGUCGCUUCUGCAGAACCACCGGCUGCGAGAUCACAACAUCCGACCGGGAGAAGAUGAUGCUGGUUCUCGAAAGAAGAAGGCGGACUUUAUCAAGGGGAACCACAAAUGCAACGUGUGCUCCAGAACAUUCUUCUCUGAGAACGGCCUUCGUGAGCACGCUCAGACGCAUCGCGGCCCCGCCAAACACUACAUGUGUCCGAUAUGUGGCGAGCGUUUCCCCUCUCUGCUGACCCUCACUGAACACAAGGUGACCCACAGUAAGAGCCUGGACACAGGUACCUGUCGAAUCUGCAAGAUGCCCCUGCAGAGUGAGGAGGAGUUUAUAGAGCAUUGUCAGAUGCACCCCGACCUCCGCAACUCCCUCACUGGCUUCCGCUGCGUCGUCUGCAUGCAGACUGUCACCUCCACCCUUGAGCUGAAGAUCCAUGGCACCUUCCACAUGCAGAAGCUCUCCACUAGUUCUGCACUUGGAGGAGCAGGAGGAGGAGGUGGGAACGGAGGAGUAGGUGGAGGGAGCGGUUCAGCGUCAUCAUCCCCAAACGGGCAGCUGCAGCAGCAUAAGUUGUAUAAAUGCGCCUUCUGCCUAAAGGAGUUCAAGAACAAAGGGGAGCUGGUGAAGCUGGAUGUCAACGGACUGCCUUAUGGCCUCUGUGCUGGCUGCAUGAGCAGGGGCACGAACGGCCAGAGCCCCAGCCAGGGAGGAGCUGCCACGCCUGGGGACACGCCGGGAGAGAAGGCCAUGGCCGGGCUGAGGUGUCCGGAGUGCGGGGUGAAGUUCGAAAGUGUGGAGGAUUUGGAGAGUCACGUCCAGACAGAUCACCCUGAAGUCAGCCCCGAAACCAGCGCAGCAGGAAAGAAGGCUGAGGCUUCCCCUGCGCCUAAGAAAAAGACCUACCAGUGUAUUAAAUGCCAAAUGACGUUUGAGACGGAAAGAGAGAUCCAGAUUCAUGUCGCCAAUCACAUGAUCGAGGAGGGCAUCAAUCAUGAGUGCAAGCUGUGUAACCAGAUGUUUGAUUCACCUGCCAAGCUGCUUUGCCACCUGAUAGAGCACAGCUUUGAAGGCAUGGGAGGUACCUUCAAGUGUCCCGUCUGCUUCACAGUGUUUGUGCAGGCCAACAAGCUCCAGCAGCACAUUUUUGCCGUCCACGGCCAAGAAGACAAAAUCUACGACUGUUCCCAGUGUCCGCAGAAGUUCUUCUUUCAGACAGAACUACAGAACCACACACUGAGUCAGCACGCGCAGUGAGACCGAGGCCCGGCAGGAUCUCUCGGCUCAGCCGGGGCCCCCGACCCGGCGCCGGCAGGGGACUCCCAUCUCCACAUCACAGCCAAUCAAAGUGUCAUUUGCUACUCACAUGUAAAACUCUAACGAUCGCGCCACUGGGCGCGGCUAUUAGGAGCAGCGGGGGAAAGGAAUAUUAAUGGGAUAUGCUAUUAAAUAAAGAAAGGAAAAAGUGGGUGAGAGAAACGGUAAGAGCUAGAUGAAGGAAACAGAGGAGUGAAAAAAGGUAUUGUACGUGCAGUAUUUUUUAUUGUCCCUGCCAACCCCCCCACCCCCCACCAGCUUCCUCCUCCUGCCUUUCUCCUUCCCAACCAUCACUCCCAGGUCAGGCAUUUUAUUUUUUUUAACAAAUAGAAAAGGAAAAAAAGCAAGAGAACACCCUUUGUUUUGGGAUUUUUUUUUUUACAUAGAUUGUAGGAAAAGCUUCACUUUCUCGUCCCCUCAGUUGCUUAUUGUAUUUAACUUCAUAGGUGCCAAUUUCUUUGAUUUUUCUUUCUGCCAUAUGCGCUUAUUUUCUUUAUUUUCAUUUUUUGUACCUUUCAUUUCUCGCCGUAAGUAGGUACUUGUGCUGUGUUGUGGUCGUUUGUUUGCCAGUCGUAAUAUUCUUCAGUUUUUUUCCCCCCAACUCUCCUUUUUAUGAUUAUUGUUAUAUAUUUUUUUCCUUUUUGUAAUUAC